This is a messenger RNA of Meira miltonrushii, 615 nucleotides long. RefSeq names its product putative RPL37A-ribosomal protein L37.e. Gene Ontology annotation, molecular function: structural constituent of ribosome; RNA binding. Gene Ontology annotation, cellular component: ribosome; cytosolic large ribosomal subunit. Bases 1 to 312 code for a protein of 103 amino acids. The transcript has 2 exons. Gene Ontology annotation, biological process: translation. Lineage: Eukaryota; Fungi; Basidiomycota; Exobasidiomycetes; Exobasidiales; Brachybasidiaceae. The record is from RefSeq and is a predicted model, not a curated record.
AUGUGCUGCUUUGGCGCGUCAAUUUCUAGCACGGCCGAAAAGGGUACUCAAGCAUUCGGUAAGAGACAUACCAAGACACACACAAUCUGCCGUCGUUGCAACAAGCGCUCUUUGCACCGUCAAAAGAAGGAAUGUGCUUCUUGCGGAUACCCAGCUGCUAAGAUUCGUUCAUUCGAAUGGGGCCAAAAAGCUCAAAGGAGAAGAACAACUGGUACCGGUCGUAUGCGUCACAUGAAGGGUGUCCCACGUCGUGCCAAGAAUGGUUUCCGUACUGGUGUUGCUACACGUAAGGCUGUCGCAGCCUCCGCUUAAAGCGUCUUCGAUAUUAAAUGAUCAUGAUACGACACACGAUUGACCAUCAAUGAAGGAUUUGUGAGGGCGUUAACAUUCGACUUCCUUUUCGGCAUUUUCGACUGCAUAUCUUUCUCAACAAAUUUACUUCGAUGAACAUGGAUCGUGCUACUUUCUUCGAUUGGAUCGCCACCCGAUCCAUCUUGUAUGCAUACGAGUCUCAUUCUUUACGGGAAUAGUCUCACCAAAUGUUACUACCACCAUCAACAUUCUAAAAGAGCAUCUAUUGCAUGUUCCGGCACAAUACAUCUAUUCUAAGCUUAC